UCUGUUUUUCUGUCUGUUCCUGUUUCCACAUCAGCUGCUCUGGGCUUCCUAACUGUCUCCAGUGGAGUCACCAUGUCGGCUCCCUUCCUGCUGGGUAAAGUGAUUGACACCAUUUACGCCACAGGAAUAGACAUGGAGACAAUGACAGCCUCCCUGACAUCAUUAUGUAUCAUGCUGAUGGGAGUGUUCCUGUGUGGGGGGGCAGCCAACGCUGCCAGAGUCUACCUCAUGCAGACCUCAGGCCAACAGAUUGUCCGUAAUCUCCGAGCCUCCCUCUUCUCCUCCAUCCUCGCACAGGAAGUGGCAUUUUUUGACAGGAAUAGGACCGGCGAGCUCAUCAACCGCCUCUCUGCCGACACGGCCGUGGUGGGCCACUCCAUCACCGACAACCUGUCGGAUGGACUGAGAGCCGUCGCCCAGGCAGGUGCUGGUGUCAGCAUGAUGUUCUACAUCUCUCCCAGUCUUGCGAGCUUUGUGUUGCUGAUUGUUCCUCCUUUGACCGGUCUGGCUAUAGUCUAUGGCCGAUACCUUCGCUCCAUCUCCAAAUGCACACAGGACGCACUCGCUCAAGCCACACAGUUGGCAGAGGAGCGUAUCAGCAACAUGCGGACGGUCAGGGCAUUCGGUAAAGAGCUGUCAGAAGUCAACACGUACACACAGAAGAUAGACCUGGUCCUCAGCCUGGCCAGGAAGGAGGCUGCACUACGAGCUGGCUUCUUUGGAGUGACUGGUCUCAGUGGGAACAUCAUGAUCCUGGCAGUGCUGUACAAAGGAGGCCUCUUGAUGGCCUGCCAGCACAUGACGGUGGGAGAGCUCUCGUCGUUCCUCAUGUACACCUUCUGGGUGGGCAUCAGCAUUGCAGGUCUGAGUUCAUUCUACUCUGAGCUGAUGAAGGGGUUUGGAGCAGGAGCCAGACUGUGGGAGCUGCUGGACAGAAAGCCUGAGUUUCCUCUAAACGAAGGCCUCGCGCUUCCUCCAGACCAGCUGAAUGGCCGGUUGGAGUUCUCUGAUGUCUCCUUUGCCUAUCCGACCCGUAGCGACGCUCUUAUUUUCCGGAACCUCAGUCUGCUGGUCCCAGCUGGUACCAUCAUGGCUGUGGUGGGACCUAGUGGCUCUGGAAAGUCCACCCUGGUCUCUCUGCUGCUCAGGCUGUACGAUCCCGAAGCUGGUAUCAUCACUAUAGAUGGUCAUGACAUCAGAGAUCUGAAUCCCUAUUGGCUCAGGAGUCACAUAGGAACGGUCAGCCAGGAGCCAGUGCUGUUUUCUUGCUCUAUAAGAGAUAAUAUUGCAUACGGCGCAGUGGACCCAGACGCUGUCACCACAGAGGACAUCUACAAAGCAGCCAGAGUGGCCAACGCCUUUAAUUUUGUCCAGGAUUUUCCUCAGGGCUUUGACACUGUGGUGGGGGAGAAAGGAGUGCUGCUGUCAGGUGGUCAGAAGCAGAGGAUAGCGAUAGCCAGAGCUCUGCUCAAGGAUCCUAAGAUCCUGCUGUUAGACGAGGCUACCAGUGCGCUGGAUGCUGAGAAUGAGUUCCUGGUCCAGGAGGCCUUGGAGCGUCUGAUGGAAGGGAGGACAGUCAUGAUCAUCGCUCACCGCCUGUCCACCAUCCAGAAUGCGAACGCCGUUGCUGUGCUGGACCAGCAGCGUAUUGCUGAGUGUGGCCAGCACACUGAGCUGCUAGACAACAGGCAAGGACUGUUCAGAAAGCUGAUGGAGAAACAGGCGUUUCUACAAGAUGAGCAGAAACGAGCCCUUCGCUGAGAGGACCGGGGGUAAAGACGAGUGGAUGAGGAGGAUAUCGGGAUGGGAGGUCAGUGCCUGGGAAGAAGUGACUUUGCUCCAGAGGUGUGGCAGCAGAGGGGGGGGGGGGGGGAAGACGUAAAGAUGGAAACAAGCUGAAAGAAAGCAGAGCUUUCUACAGGACUACAGACGGACACUAGAGGAGGGGAAUGUAAAAAGGGGUUUCCUUAAAUGCUGUAAGUGUUUUCUCACUGCUGAAAUGACUAUUUGGCACAACAUGAAGAGCCAUUUGGACAUGAGACACAUGGUGGAAUCCACAGCGAAGACCUAAGAACUGAAACUUGGAUGGAGAGUUCAGAGAGAUGCUUUAUUUUUAAAAUAUCUAAUUCAACACCGCAACGGUCUGAAUGAGUGAAAAGGAUAAAUGAUGAAGAUACACAGGAAGCUCAUAGCCUACAUGUCAUUUUUUUUAAACCACUGUCGCUACCAUAGUUUUAGUGCGGAUGACUUUCAUUCUUUGUCGUCUGUUAUCAUGUCAUGAUUUUCUUAACAAAAACAGACAAACGAACACUUCAGUGUCAUGUGUGUAUUUGUAUUGACGUAAUAUUGAUUUUUAAAACUUGAGGCUUACAUGCAGAGCCUUUUUACAGUCUCUUUUUUAGUUAAAAGAAGCCAAAGGAAGCCGCUGUUUGUGUUGGGACUGAACACUGAGGACAAAAAUGAACGUAUGCCAUGGAAAAUAUUAGUGAUCCUGUGAGUCACAGCCGAGGUGCUACACAUCUAAAAACAACAUUAUUUGGUCUCAGUUCAACAUAUUUCAGUGGGAUAUGUUUAGAUUCAAUUAUUUUUACUUGCUUUGCCCAGAAACUGCUAAACCUCCAUCGACCUCUAUAUGUCAAACAGGAUAGAUUGUGCACAGUUACUUGGGAGAGUGGCUUGAGGUCUGCUCAACAGCCUCUUUUCUGGUAGAUGUUCUGCUGCUCUCGGGGAGGACGGGCGCAGAAGACAAGUCAUCGAAGUCAGACGUGGUCUUUUAUCUUGUCUUGUAAUCCCAGUCGACUGUCUUGGUCUAAUCUAUAAAUGGUGUAAAAACUUUUUUAAAAAAAGCAACUUUACUACUUCCUGACUGUAAGCUGCUGACCACUGUGUCCGUCAGUGUGUCACACGACCGUCUCUCCCAGGCUCUGUUCACUGCUCGGUGUUUACAGGAUGUGCACUUGGCCUCCAAUACAUUCUAUGUAAACAGCUGUAAAACCAAGUAGAUGUAGAGCCAGCUGAAUAGUAUAGCUAGCUUAAAGGGUCUGACUCAGAAGUGAAUAUUUGCAUGUGAGAAGCCCUCUUCACUCUGUACAUCUCUGGGACUGUAGAUCGGACUGUUUUUAGAACUGCUUGUGAGGAACGACUAGAUGAGAAGCUCUAAGAAACAUUCAUACACAGCUCAGGUUAUGUAUUUACAAGUGAUCACGUAUCAUUUGAGUCGGUCUCUUUCCAAAACUGUGUUUCCUAUAUUUGUAUUGUCUAUUUCUAAAACGGAGGUCAGAUACUAUGAUGGAGGAGCUUUCUGUCACAUUAAUUAGAUCUAAUUAUUGCAAAAAUGGUUUAUUGAUACAUUAUUUAACUAGGAAGACUCGUUUUUCUUUGCCCGUUCGACUAAAAAAAUGACAAGAUGGCAAACCUGAGUGCAUUUCUCUGAAGGCUUAUGCUAGAUUUAUUUUAAUUUUAUGUUUUUGACCGUAAUUUAACUAUUGUGAAUGUUAACUCUUCAUUCACAGUUUGAAGGCAGUGAUGCACAUGCGGCCUGUUACAGAAAUCUGAAUUACUCUUUAUGAUACUUAAUCGAGAUUAAUGAAUACAACAUUGAUCAUUGGUAGUUAUAAUGUUGUCUGUGUACAACAGUAAUCACUUGCUGGUUGUAAGCAUUUAGAGGUUCUAUGUAUUUAUCACAGGGUAUAGACUGUACGGCAGCAACACGUGAGCUCUGUUCUCUCUGUUAUGAGUUCAUGAUGGAAUGUUUUCAUGUUCUUUGUUUUCUAUUUUGCUUCUUGUUAUUUUCCCAAAACAGGCCAGUGAUUCUUAACUCGCAACAGAUUUUCAUUUUCAUCUUCAUUUCAAAGUUAAAUGUUAUUUUAAUAUGAUGCCUUGAACAUCUCAUGUCCAGACUUGUGUUGUGGUUCCUGUGUGAAAGAGCGUUGGUGAUAUUACCAAACCCCGCCAUUCAAAGUACAUAGAAAGAAUUCAUGUUUUGUAAAAAGAAAAAAAAAUCUCCGCACCACUCAAAAACAGUAAACACUGAAGGUUUGUGUGUUAAUGAUGGAUCCAUGUCAUAAAUAAUAUGACCUAAAUGAUGUAUGAAAGA
This is a messenger RNA of Anarrhichthys ocellatus (wolf-eel), 4096 nucleotides long. It is a transcript of the gene abcb10, whose product is annotated as ATP-binding cassette, sub-family B (MDR/TAP), member 10. Gene Ontology annotation, molecular function: ABC-type oligopeptide transporter activity; ATP hydrolysis activity; ATP binding. Gene Ontology annotation, biological process: oligopeptide export from mitochondrion. Lineage: Eukaryota; Metazoa; Chordata; Actinopteri; Perciformes; Anarhichadidae. Gene Ontology annotation, cellular component: mitochondrial inner membrane. The record is from RefSeq and is a predicted model, not a curated record.